AAGGAAGUCCAUGCUGCAAAGCUAACUCGCACACUCACUGCCAGAGUCCCAGCAUCUCCGGGGCGCUCUCUGCCAGACACGCCAGCUCUGCUCAGUGAAAAUGGACGAAAAAGCAGAUGUGAAGUCUCUCAUGGCGAAGUUCAACACGGGGGGCAACGCGGCAGAGGACGUCUCUGUCUCUGGCGGGCCCUUCAAACUCUCGGGGCAGAACUCCCUUUCAGGAGUCCAAGCGAAGAAGAACUUAUUCAACAACCAAGGGAAUGCCGGCACUCCGACAGGAACCAGUGCUGUGCCCAAGUUUGGGUCCCCAAAGCCACCCUUGGGGCUGAAACCUUCCUCUGAAGAGAAGUCUGACAAGGAGCCCAAGCCUACUUUCCUAAAGCCAGCUGGCGUGGCCCAAAGGUUUGGCCCCCUGGCAAACUCAACUGCCAGGGAACCUGAGGUGAGAGUGGGGUUCCCAAAGCCUGCAGGCCCCAAGCCCACCAGCUUGCCCAAAGAAGAUCACAAGCCAACAUUUCCCUGGCCUCCUGCGAACAAGCCUUCGCCCCCAGCUGCAAAGCAAGACCAUGACUUAAAGCCAGCAGGCCCCAGGCCUGGCUCCAACCUUCCAGCCCAGGAAAAUGAACAAAAACAGACUUUCCCCAAAUUGACCGGAGCUAAAGGCAAGUUUGCAUCAGCCUCAAAGGACCCUGACGCCACGCCAGUCUUUCCCAAACCUGUCUUUGGCCAGAAGCUGUCCCUGAGUUUUGAUGACACCCCAGAAGAUGACAGCUCGAAUAAGAAUGUAUCUCCGCAGACAGGACCCCCGGCGACCCUAGGAGGCAAGUCCAAAACUGUCCCUUUAAAGCCCGUGAGGGAAGACCAGGGCAACAAAGAGCAUUUUGGGGAGACACAGAGCUCACCUUUUCCUGGGGUGGUUCUGAAGCCUGCUGGCAGCAGAGGCAGCCCAGGCCUCCCCAGAAGUCUGGAAGACAAAAAAGAGGACAGGAAAAUAGAUGCUGCUAAGAACGUCUUCCUCAGCAAGGUGAACCAGGAAGAGUCCACGGCCGGGGGGCCUCCCGCCAAGUUCUCCAAGACGCCUUCGAAAGUGGCGACCGCAGGCCCAUGGAGCCAAAGCCCAGGACCGGAGCAGGGCAGCAAGUCCCUCCCUAAGCAGAAGCCGCUGCCCCCUCUGUUUACCUUGGGCCCACCCCCGCCCAAACCCAGCAGACCACCCCACGUGGACCUGACCAGAUUCUGGACAGCCGCUUCUGGAAACAGCUCCAACAAAGGCCACACUCCAUACUCAACAGCCCCCCUUCCACAGCCUCCUCCAGCCUCCCAGCCACCACUGCCAGCGUCUCACCCAACACAGCUGCCAGCCCCGAGUCUCCCUCCCAGGAACAUCAAACCCCCCUUGGAGCUGAAAAGUCCUAUAAAUGAAGAUAUUCAAGAUGGCCUCAUGCACUCUGAUGGUACCGGAAAUCUAGACGAGGAACAAGAGAGUGAAGGAGAAACCUAUGAAGACAUAGAAGCUAACAAAGAACGAGAGAAGAAAAAAGAAAAGGAAGAGAAGAAGAGAUUAGAGCUGGAGAAAAAGGAACAGAAAGAGAAAGAAAAGAAAGAACAAGAGAUAAAGAAGAAGUUUAAACUCACGGGCCCUAUUCAGGUGAUCCAUCAGGCCAAAGCUUGCUGUGACUUCAAAGGAGGGAAGAACGAGCUCAGCUUCAAGCAAGGAGAGCAAAUCCAAAUCAUCCGCAUCACAGACAACCCUGAAGGGAAGUGGCUGGGCCGGACGGCGCAGGGGUCCUACGGCUACAUUAAAACAACGGCUGUGGAGAUCGACUACGAUUCCUUGAGACGGAAGAAGACCACGCUGGGAGCCCGUCCACCAAGACUCCCUGACGAUGACCAGGAGGUUUAUGACGACGUGGCAGAGCAGGAUGGCGUCAGCAGCCACAGUCAGAGUGGAAGUGGAGGAGACUUCCCGCCACCUCCAGAUGAUGACAUCUAUGAUGGGAUUGAAGAAGAAGGUGAUGGCAGCUUGGCACUACAGGGGGAAGAGAAGAGUAACUACUGGCCCUGGGGGAUCUGGAAGAUGCUGAAGGGAAAAGAGGACAAAAAGAAAAGCAUACGGGUGAAACCUAGAGUCUCUGAGUCAGACGGUGAAGGUCCAUCUUUCCCAGCUCCUCCGAAACAGCUGGAAGAUGGAGACGAAGUGUACGAUGAUGUGGGUGCUUCCGAUGACCUUGGUCCCGUUGCAGAGAUGAGUCAAGGUGUCAAGGUCAAGACAGAAGAAAAAGACCUCAAGAAGUUGAAAAAGCAAGAAAAAGAAGAAAAAGACUUCAGGAAAAAAUUCAAAUACGACGGUGAAAUCAGAGUCCUCUAUGAAACCAGAGUUACGUCUUCCUUAACGGCUAAGAAGUGGGGAGCCAGAGAGCUGCAGCUGAAGCCUGGGGAAGCUCUGGAAGUGAUUCAAAACACCGAUGACACCAAAGUUCUCUGCAGAAACGAGACAGGGAAAUAUGGUUAUGUGCUUCGAAGUCACUUGAUGGACAACGAUGGAGAAAUCUAUGAUGACAUUGCUGACGGCUGCAUCUAUGACAAUGACUAAAGUCAUCCUGCAAGAUGCAUCUCACGGUGGCGAGACGUCUGGGUUUUGGUCUCAUGUCAUUGGAGGGCGUAGACGAUGAAUGCACAAAGCAAUUGAUUACCAGAUGUUGCAAACUCUGAUCAUUUUCAUAAGGUUUCUUAAGUUUUAGACUUAGGAAAGGAUCCCUGCUUAGUCAGCACCUCAGAAGAUGGCCUCAGUGAAACAGGGAAUUUGAAAUGCCGCCUUCUGCUCAGCUGUCAAUUAUUAGGUGGGCGGUUCUGAUACAUUGUCCAGGCAACACAUAAAGAAACAAGGAAACAUGAGACGCAAUGAUUACUUCAUCUAAAGAACUAGAAGCAACAAGAAUUCCUAAAAAUCAAGGAAAUUUUGGAACAUCCCACACAGAGAAAAAGCUAACUAUUGCAUCCACCCCUAAUUCAGAUGUCUGCCUCCUCUCCUGCGGGGUCAGAUGUCUUUGAAGACGAUGAUAGUGACAAACAUCUGUACCCAGUUUGUCCUUCUGUGUCACUGUGAAUCUAUGUUGACUAUUGUAUCAAACACGGGCAUUCAGUACGCACACCUGAGAUUAAACUGUAGAAAAGUCCAAGAUGGUUUCUUUUUGAAGAUUUUUUUUUCUUACUCACAGUUUAAUUCUGUACUCUUUUAAGUACCUUUGUAACUUCAGUAGCUCUAAAUGAGGACUGUUUUUAAAUUAUGGAGAAGUGGAGGAAUCUGUUCAGAAAUUAAUUUCCCUUUUAUUACACCUCAUUAUCAUGAAAACUCCUCCAGGAAAAAGAAAUUCUUUUCAGUCACCUCUACAAGCCUUUAUUUUAGGCCCACUUAUCUGGAGAGCUAGCCAGCAGAAGGAACGCACAUUACUAAGUCCUUGCUUUUGGACUAGGUUAUUCCUUGUUGACACAGAUAAAUUCUCAAAGCAGCUCAAAAAAACAAAAUUUGAAGUUUUGGAUUCUAAAUGCUAAGAACACUAAGUACCAUGACACAAAAUGCAAAACCCUGGCCCCAGAGAUAACACAGUGCUUAUGCAAAAGACUUUCCUGCCUGAAGUUCAAAAAUACCAGGUCCCCCCAGAAGCCGAAGCUCAGCAUGGCUCUAGUUAAUAGUGAACAAUAUAUAAGACCCUAACUCAUAAAAAAUAGCACUGUAGACCGUUUUUGACAACUUCCAAAACAUGGGAUGAACAAAUCAGAGUUCAGUCUCAGCUACUAAGGAACCAUGACGUGAUAUUUGGAUCAAUUAAUCACCAGCUCCAGUUCCUCGUUCGUGAAUUACAGAAUUAAACUGUCAGUUUCCCUGGACUUGUUUGCUGCCAGGUAUCUCAAACUUCAACCCAGUUCUAUGUUUCAGAAUUCUUAAAAACUCCGUGACUAAAUUAUUAUUCAUGCAUUGUCCAUGUUUUGAUAUAGCAAAGACACAAUGGGGUUUCUGGAAAGUGGCCCCAACACGAAAUAAUUUCAAGUAAUUGUAAAGGUUCUCAAAAUCUUCCUAGAGUUAAAGGGAAACUGCCGUUAGGUAGGUGCCUUCAAACUUGGAUCAUCCUCCCCCACUGACUAACUUGUAAAUUGUUAAGAGCCUGGACUCCCCACAUUAGAAGCCCGCUCUUACCUGUGAGCUGCUUGGAUAGUCAUCUUCUGAUGGGAUAAUCCAGUGUCUCUUCAUUUGAUAAAUUCAAUUUAAAGAUAAAACUACAUUGUGCAAAAUAUGUUUUUUUGUUAAAUUUGGUAGUAAACACGCAUGAUAAAUUGACAGCAUUGUCAUAAAGUGAAUGCAAUGCCGGUUUUUAAAAUUUCAAAUUAAAUCAAGAACAUAGUUUAGAGUUUGGAUUUACAGACCAAGAAGUAGACAUAUGUGUGCCUGUGAAAUUUUAUUAGCAAUCACCUUAACGUGAAAGAUCUAGUUUAAAUAUUGACUGUAAUAUACCAGUUGUUAUUUUUAUUAUCGAUUCAUGUAUGGAAUUGUGUCGUGUGAGAAGACUGGCAAAUAAAGAAUGCCUUCAAGAUGAA
Molecule: messenger RNA, 4593 nt
Organism: Erinaceus europaeus (western European hedgehog)
Lineage: Eukaryota; Metazoa; Chordata; Mammalia; Eulipotyphla; Erinaceidae
Gene: FYB1
Product: FYN binding protein 1
Exons: 19
Coding region: 101-2593 (830 amino acids)
Biological process (GO): protein localization to plasma membrane; integrin-mediated signaling pathway; T cell receptor signaling pathway
Cellular component (GO): plasma membrane
Molecular function (GO): protein binding; lipid binding
Source: RefSeq, a predicted model, not a curated record